AUGCUGCUGGAGGAGGAUCCCGCUACUCUCAUCCACCAUACAAUAACCAACUUCAACAUCCAGCCGGACAAGCUUGCGCUGGCUCGGAUCAACGACUCGCUCUCGUCUCUGCAGCAGUCGCGGGAGCUGCGCUUCCAGGAGGUCGAGAACUCGCUGCGGAAGCUCUCGCGGCAGCUCAGCACGCUCAACGCCCAGCACAAGGAGACCGUCGAGUCGCAUGAUCCCGCCCGCCAUGCUGCGUCCAUCGUCGAGCUGGACACCGAGAAGUUCCGCAUAGCAAAGGCUGCGUCUGAGCUGGAGAUCGAGAGCGAGCGGCUGGAGGCCCAGCUGGAGUCGCUGAAGGCCCGGCUGGCGGAGCUGGACGCGCAGGGCCUCGAGGGGGACGAGCAUGCCAGGCGAGAACGCGAGGCCGACGAUGCUACCAUACUACGGCUCAAGAUAUACCGGUCCCUGGGCAUCGAUGUCGACACGGACGAGGCAGGGAACUACAACAAGGCUAUCAUCCGCAACAGCCGAAAGGGAGACGUCCACGUCGUCAACAUCGACCCCAAGUUCUCACGGUUCUUCUAUGCGAACUACUUCUGGCAGGCCAUGUAG
Messenger RNA from Trichophyton benhamiae CBS 112371, 597 nucleotides. RefSeq lists its product as uncharacterized. The transcript has 3 exons. The record is from RefSeq and is a predicted model, not a curated record. The coding region runs from base 1 to 597 and encodes 198 amino acids. Lineage: Eukaryota; Fungi; Ascomycota; Eurotiomycetes; Onygenales; Arthrodermataceae.